AUGACUCGCAUCCUGCUCCCCCUUCUCGCCCUCUCCUCCCUCGCCACGGCGCACUUCUCCCUCACCCUCCCCAAGCCCCUCGGCGACAGCGACGACAACGAGGCCACCGCCCCUUGCGGCGGCUACACGGCGUCGUCGUCCUCCGAGACGACCGACUUCUACGUCGACGGCGACGCCAUCGGCAUGGAGAACGGCCACCCCCAGACCAACUGGCUCUUCCGCGCCACCCUUGACCGCACCGCCGCCGGCGGAUGGACCCAGAUCUUCCCCAUUGUCCUGCAGACCGGCCUCGGCAACUUUUGCGAGCCAAAGAUCGCCGUGCCGUCCAACUUCACCGGCCAAAAGGGCAUCAUUAGCGUCGUGGCGCACUCGCCCGACGGCCUGCUGUACACUUGCGCCGCCGUGAACUUUGUCUCCGGCACGGCCCCCACCCGCUCCGACUGCAAAAACGCAACAAUCACCGCCGACUUUACCUCCGACCCGACUCUGACCGCCCUCCUCACCGGCGGCGACGCCUCCGCCAGCGGCACGCCCUCCAGCUCCGGCUCCCCGGCCAGCUCGGCCUCCACUACGCCCAACGCCGCGCCCCGCAUGGCCGGGAACCUCUUCUCCGUCGGCGCCGCCGCCGGUGUGUUUGCGUCUGUUGCCGCUGCUGUUGGCGGAGCCGCCAUGCUUUUCUAG
This is a messenger RNA of Colletotrichum spaethianum, 681 nucleotides long. RefSeq lists its product as uncharacterized. The record is from RefSeq and is a predicted model, not a curated record. The coding region runs from base 1 to 681 and encodes 226 amino acids. The transcript is spliced from 2 exons. NCBI's taxonomy places the organism in Eukaryota, Fungi, Ascomycota, Sordariomycetes, Glomerellales, Glomerellaceae.